This is a messenger RNA of Dermacentor silvarum, 5416 nucleotides long. RefSeq lists its product as uncharacterized. Lineage: Eukaryota; Metazoa; Arthropoda; Arachnida; Ixodida; Ixodidae. The record is from RefSeq and is a predicted model, not a curated record.
GUCAGCCGCCACAGGUAGACGGACAGAGAGAGCGCAACGUCGUCGUCGUGGUCGCCGUCGAACUGGUUUUGCGUCCCAGCUGCGGCGAGACGAGCAACCGCGAUUCCCGACUACGAUAACGAAGCCGCGCGAGGCGAAGAAAAAAGUGUUUCCCCGUAGUUGUGGUGUCCGACCGAGUGAGAACAGCUCCGAGGGUUUCGUGCGUCGGCCUGAGUCCCUCAGAAUCUACGAGAACGAGAGAAAAAAAAGAAGAGAUUGACGCUGCCCCCCUAGUGAAGAGCGACCCGGGAGGUGGUCCCACGACUCCGAGAAGCGACGUUAAGAAAAAUAACGAGCCAUGCUUCGACGUCGACGAUUCGCAGAGGCCGCGAUACCAGCGCAUCGAGAGAGUCAAGAUCGCCGUCGCUGAAAACGUGGUUCUUUACGACCCGGUGCAUCUCAACGCCAGUUUCGCCGCUUUCCUCAUGUGAAUGAUAGAGAAGCACGUCUAGUUCGACAACGAUAUACACGUAUACCACGCCAGUGUGCAGUGCGCCGGUUUCGUUUCGUCUGAUUUCUGUUUCUAGUGCGUCUCCGUUCGCCACUUCGGUGAUUUUCGACUUCGUCGUCGCCGACGUAGGCGCCUGUGAGAUUUAUUUUUGCACCGGUGGGUUUUGUGGUCGUCGUCGCUUCGCAUGUGAGCCAAGCUUUGGCUAAAAAAAAAAUUGUUUUUGUCGCCGUCCAGUUGUGUGACAGACCGCUGAGAAGUCAUGGAGCGAGCAACGUCUGCGGUCGUUUCCUACCUGUUCGUCGCCCUGUGCUUCGGAAUGGCCAGAAGCCAGACCAAGCAGGAGGAAGUGACCGAGUUCUCGCCAACAGUGUCGGCCAACUGUGACAAGGGCUUCAUGACCAUCUCGGUGCUCACCGAGGAGCCCUUCAACGGCAUCCUGCACACCAGGGACACCAAUGACCCUCGGGGCAUCGUCAAGGAACUGCGCCGCAGCCCCUGCAUCGCGUAUGGCACGGGGGGCCGAAACACCUCGCUUCGGAUCUCCCUGUUCCCGGGCCCCGACGACGCGCUCUACUGCGGCGUCAGGAAGAAGCAAGGCACAGAGGAGCGUUCAGUUGCCAUCUCCAUUCGUGUGCACAAAGCCCUGGAACUCUCGGAUGACAAAUCUUACGUCAUCACCUGCGGCAAGAACAACUUCCGAAAUGCCAGGAACGAGCUCUACAGGGUUUCCCUUGGAUUCCUAGACGAACAGAAGAGAGUGCACGAGCUAGUAAUGGGGCACCACUACACACUCAGGGCAAGUGCCCAUGGCCCUGGUGAAACUGGUGGCAUCGUGGUCAGAUCCUGCUUCAGUUUUGCAUCCAAUACCAGUGAGGAGGAGCUCAUAGAUGCCAAUGGGUGCCCAAAGACCACAUUCCUGUCGGCAUUCAAGUACAACGAGACAUCAGACACUGCAGAUGCAACAGUGUCAUCCACAUUCAGGUUCCCAGGAAGCAACAAAAUCAACAUUCAAUGCGACAUCGUUCUCUGCCAGUCAUCUCGGUGUCCAGUGUCCAGCUGCGGGGCAUCUCCCGACGGUGGAGGUACCAAGUCGCUCCCUCAAGUCAAAGACAGCGAGGCUGCUGUGCAGUUGAUGGCGUCAACAUCUGUCUUUGUGGUGGAGCCUGGGGAGAGCUCAAUGUCGGCGCCCCUGCGCGAGUGCACAGAGUGGCGUUUCCCGUGGCUUAUCGGCCUCUGCAUCUGCCUGGCCAUACUGCUGCUCGUCAUGCUCAUCGUCAACAUCUUCCUCUGCUCUUCGUUGACCUGCACAUGCACCAAGACAGAGGUUGAAGAGAAGGAACCGUCCGAGAUGGAGGACUACGACCCCUACAAGGGCAGCUGGGUACCAAGCUCCCAGUACGGAUCCCGGACAUCGCUUAACAAACCAGGCUACACCUCCGGUGGCUCCACCCUCAACUCUGCUCGAUCAGUGAGCAAUGGAAGUGACCACUACACGAUCGUUCACUCUAGGCCUAACAGCCGCUACUCGCACCACUCGAGCAAAGAGCCACUCCACCGAAAUGGUCCGCCAUCACAUAUCUCCAAUGGACACUACAAUUCCAGAAUAUGAUCGCCCCCCCCCCCCCCUUUGGACAACGCAAAAGACUGACAUGCGUGUGUUUUAUUGUGCUUCCAAGGGAAUUGCUGUUAGUUUUUUUAAGACUACUAUUAGUUUAUUUUUAAGAAAGAGUGACACUGACUGUGGACAGCUAUGUGUGGCAGCUCUUGCAAUAGCAAAUUGUAGCUGCUUUCAUGUGAAACGCUAUAUACUUAGUACUAAUGAUGCAAGCAUUGUUGCAAGCUCAUACAGGCUAGAUAGAAGUCAGCUUUCUUUUUUCUGUGCAUUCAUUACCUUCAACUAGGUAGCUGGCUUAAGGUUUAGGAAAGGAAAAAACUCAGCAUCCUGCUGUACUUUGGAGGUUUGACCUGCAACCCCGAACAAGGAUGCACAGCAUUAUGAAAUGAACACAGCAUGCUGUUGUGCCCCCUAAAAAAAAAGUCGGCUACGAUACUUCAGUUAUGAGGUUGCGAACUUUUUUUUUUUUUUUUUUUGGGGGGGGGGGGGGGGUUAAAUACAUCUCAAGACAAAAGACAAUGCAAAAAAAAAAAAAACGGAAUAAAAAGAUGACAAUACUACUGCAGAUCAUGUAUUAGCCCCCUCCCGUUAAGAAGUGCAACAGCAAACAUACCGGACCCCCGAAAAACACAGAAAGAAGUAUAGAAAGUGAACAUAAUAUUCAAUAUGCAAAGUGACAUAGACUGCAACAAUGCUGACAGCUUGUAUCACAGUGCACACAACGCGUGGUCACUGUGCAAAGUGAAAUGAAGUCAAGUGCUGUACAAACCAUACAUUUGCUCGUUCCACAUUCGAGGCAGCACAAACUUCCUCCGCCUUUAUAUUGUUGCGUUGUUCAUAUUCUUCGAAACACCUAGUCCUCACUCAACGCUUCAUGUAAAGUUUACGCCGCACGUCUUUAAAAAAUUACUUGUUUUUUUGCAUAGACUGUGUUUUCUACAACCAUUCCUCAGGCAAUGCAGCGUUUAUUAUACCUUUUCUUUGCCAUGAAUGUUUGAAAUGAUGGCAGCAUAGCAACCAAAUGCAGAUGACGGCUUUCCAUGAUUGCCUUCACACAUGGAGCAUUUCUCUAUUAAUUUAUUUAGCAUAGCAUGCAUAUGAGAUUCUUUCCCAAUGAUACAUUUUAAUUUCGUUAACCAUCCAGCUUUUUGUGCAUUCCGCAUCAUCCGUCAAAGUUCCAACAUGCCAACAUGUCGGUUAAGGCAUUUGAAAAGAUGUGUAAACAGAAUCCGUAAAUAACCUUUCUCAUCACAACUAGGUCAUACAAACAGCUCUGACUUGCUUUUGCUGUUUAGAAAGCUCUCUGAAACGUGCUUUAUUAGAGUUGGACAGAGUACUUCCAUCUUGUAUGAUGAAAAAGAAAAUUUUUGUUACAAAAAAAGAAAUUGGUAUGCUUUACUGUACAGCCUGUUCUAAAGAGUGAAGUGUAUUACAUUUCUGCAAUGUGAUUGACAGUACAUUUGGCACAGCCUUAAGGUUGUUACACAUAACAGAAUGAAUUUCACAUGCGAGGCCAAUGCAUGAAAUAUGGGCCCACAAAACCAGCGUAAAUUAAACUGGCUCAUAAAUGCAUUGUGACAGAAGCCAGAAAACCGUGAUAGCGAACGGUUGACAUUGAUGACUUGGACAAACAGAAAACACAGGAUUACAGCACGCUCAACCAUUCAUGCACUGCUUUUUUUUUUUUUUUAGGAAUACAAUUACAUUGCGCAACUUCAGUAACAGUGCAAGUAUACUUAUGUCCUGAAGCAAUGCUGAUGCUAAUUGUUCAUACGUGCAUUGUUUGCAAAGCACAGGCACAAAACAUUCCCAAAGAGCAUCCACCUACUGUUGGGAAACCUGUGGCCAAACCAAUGAAAUUUUUAACAAGGAAUAUGCAUCCUGUGAAUUUAAUUAUUCUUAUUUAUCAAGCACUAGCCAAAAUUUGGUUGUGGCGCAACUUGCACCGUCGCUUGGCUUUUCUUUAUUUUUAUUAUUUAUUUUUAAACAAAAAUGCAUUAUUUCACUUACAUGCCCAAAGCUCAAUCUGACUGCUCAUGUGCAAAAUAUUCACUUUUGUGUGUAACAGAUACAAUGAGCACAAAUUUCAAUAUAAACAAAGAAAGGUAAGAAGGUUUAUGUGUGGCAACCUGGCAUUUCAUAGCAUGUGUAGGUGUUUGUUAAGCAAACCGCAGGCUUUUAAAAUUUCACGUCCAAGCCUCCCUCACCUUAAUGUAACGUGCAGUCUUAGGUGAGCAAUCUUGAAGAUACAUUUUUGUUUAUUCUUGCUUGUUCGUGUUACAGUUUACGCUGGUAGUGCAACACACUACCAUCUAAUUCUUCUUAUCCUGAAACAUAUGCUUCCAUUAGUGACGGCUGUUUGAGCAACCUUAGGGAAAAAGAAGAUAUAUAUAUAUAUAUAUACAUAUAUUUUUCUCCAUGUGUGUCUGAUGUCUGUUGAUAAUUUUGUCACAACGUGCCAUGACCUGUUGCACAGUGCUUGUCAAACAGCACUAUGUUCAACGCUAUUUUUACUAACACUGUUUUUACAGCGACAGCUAUGUCCUCGUCUAAGGUUGUGCAUGUUUGUAGCUAGAUGGAAAUCAAAACUGGACAAUUCAAGCAGUGCAAUUUCUGAGGCUUGCUGUGUCGUAAGAGAGCAUUCUAAAGAAAUGUCCGGCUAAAUUCUAGAGCUGUAUUAAAAAAAAAUGCAGGUACCUCAGAGCUGUCGGGCUGACACUUGUAUAAUAAUGAAAAAUCUCAACAUAGACAGAGCAGUACAUAAUGCAGAAAGCCAGGUUAAUAGGACCUUCAACAUCUGAGACACUUCCAGUGCUUCGGGGAGAAAAAUAAACUCCUAAGUAAAACACCUAAGUAAAACACAGAAAGAAUAAGGACAGUCCUGUUGUCAUUUCUGUGUUUCUUUAAGGUGUUUCUUUUGUAAACAUAGAUGUUCACUUUACAGGAUAUCAGCUGUGUACUUUAGAAUUGCUUUUAAUGCCCCCAAGGAGUCAUACCGAUAGUUGUUAAAUGGCUGUUGUAGUUUAUGGUAGUGAAUGAAUGUUCGCUUAAUCAAAAGAUUACAUGUUUCUUUUUUAACAUUGCACAUCUGUACCGAGUACAGCGAGCUCAGAAAAACGACAUUGUCAAUCUUAAAGCACAAUGUUGUCGCUCAAGAAGGCCAGCAGAAAUUCAUGUUGGCAUCUCUGCCUUUACCGUAACAUUUCCAUCGUCAUGUGUGUGUUUAUGCAAUGCCUUACCGUGUUUGCGCAGCAGCGUGUGUAAAUAUACUUUUUUUCUAAAUGUGUACAUUAAAAAUAAGUCUUGUUUUA